AGGGCCUUGUCGUCCUGACAACCCGCGAGCGUUUGUCCUCACAACCUGGGAGCGUUUGUCCUCACAACCCUGAGCUCCGACUUGGCCGACUACGGUGGUAGUGUCUGUCUCAGCAUGGGUCCCAAAGCAAAAAAAAAGUCUGGCAGUAAGAAAAAGAGAAUCACCAAAGCCGACCAGUUGAAGCAGCUACAAGAGGAGGAGGAGAGACGACAAAAGGAGGAAGAGGAAGCCCGUGUGAAAUACGAAAAAGAAGAAAUGGAAAGACUUGAAAUACAACGAGCUGAGAAAGAAAAAUUGAGAAAACUUGAAGCAAAAGAUCUAGAAAGAAGAAAUGGAGAGCUUGAAGAACUUUAUUUAUUAGAGGCAUGUUUUCCUGAAGCAGAGAAAUUGAAACGAGACAGUAGAUUGCUUUCUCAGUGGAAACAUUACAUUCAAUGUGAUGGGAGUCCUGAUCCUUCAAUAUCCCAAGAAAUUAAUACUUUCAUUAGCUUGUGGAAAGAGGAAACCAAUGAGACUUUUGAGGCAGUGACUGCGAAGAGUAAACUAGUGCUAAAUUUAAUUGAGAAAUUGAAGUUAAUUUUAUUGGAAACUCCAUCAUAUGAUUUGCAAGAGAAAAAUAUAAUACAGUACCAAGGAUCAAUUCUAGAACUGCAAGAGCUCCUUCAUCUUAAGUUUAACAUAGCCACAGAAAUACUUCUCAGACAGGCAUCCCCAACCCCUGGGUCGAGGACUGGUACUGGUCCGUGGCCUGUUAGGAACGGGGCCACACAGAAGGAGCAAGCUAGUACUUUAGCAGAUCUGGACAGUGGAAACAUGGAAAAAGUCAUUCGAGAUGAAAAUGUUACUGUAUAUGUAUGGGCAAACCUCAAGAAGAAUCCAAGGUACAGAAGUAUCAGAUUCUCUGAGACACAAACUGGAUUUGAAAUUCCAAGGAUAUUAGCAACAUCUGACAUUGCUCUGCGACUCCUACAUACUCGCUAUGAUCAUGUUACGCCAUUAGGCCCUGUUCCAACAGCAUCACAAGAACACACUUCCACGGUAACUUACUUUGGCAAAGACGAAGUUAAGAGUGUAGAAGCAGCAGUCAGCAAAGAUGUCCAAGAAGAGUAUAAAGAACAAGAAAAUGAGUCUAACUCAGUUCAUGAGGAAGAAACAAAAGUUGACGAACAAGGUGGUAUUGAAGGACAAACGAGUUCUGUCCAGGAAGAAUCUGAAGCCACAAAAUAUGAACUGGAGAUGAAAUUAUUAAGUGAAACAGUUUCAGCAGCGCAGUUGUUGCUGUUAGAGAAUGCCUCUGAAAAGCCAUAUUUCUUUGAAGAAAAUGAGGUUGAUUUAUGCCAAUUCACAGCUCUGGGUGGAGUGCACCACUUGGAUAUUUUGGAGCUUCCUCCACAGUGUAAACCGAGGAAGGGCUGGAUGAUUGUGGAAAUACUCAAAGAAGGAUUACAGAAAUAUACAUAUCCUCCAGAAACGGCAGAAGACUUUGAAACAGAAAACACUUUCCCACCCAUAGAGGUCAUGCUUGAGGUUCAUGAGAACGUAAUCUUUUUUGAGAAUCCCAUGGUUGCAAGGUGGGAUGCUGAAGGUAAACACUGGAAAACUGAUGGCAUCAGCAAUGUAUCUUACAAAUCGGAAGACAGACUUAUAACAUUCAGCCUGGACACUUUUGGCCCUGUUACCUUGAUUCAAGAUGCUCAUGUUAAUAUGCCAUACCAGUCAUGGGAGCUAAGACCACUUGAUGUGAAUAAAGUACUUCUGACUGUGACUACAGUAUUUACUGAGAUUCAAAUACAAAUUAAGGAAAACCUCUGCAUGUUAGCGUCCAUCAAACUAAAUAACCAAAAGCAUUCCUCUAUUUUGGAAGAAAAGUGGAUGACUCCUGUUUCUUUCAUUAUUGCUUUGAAAGAAGCUGGACUGAAUAUCUUCCCUACUGGACACUCUCACUUUUAUGUUGUUAUAAACUAUAAGCUUCCUUUGGUAGAAGUGAAAGCUUAUCGACAAAUGGCCCUGUUAAGUUCUGCUUUUGCGUUUGGUUGGAGCAAGUGGAAUACAGUAUGCAAUUCUGACAAAGUUGUAUUUCAGAGCACAGGCUCCGGAUGCGCAGGCUCAGCGGCCAUGACUCAUGGGCCCAGCCGCUCCGCGGCAUGUGGGAUCUUCCCGGACUGGGGCACAAACCCGUGUCCCCUGCAUCGGCAGGCGGACUCUCAACCACUGCGCCACCAGGGAAGCCCAGGAAUUUAAUUUUUUAAAGUAACUUUCUGUAUUUAGAAAAAUAGCAAAUGUUUGUUGUAGAAAAUUGGGAUGCUAGCCAAAGAACAAAUAAAAAGGGGAGAUUUACAAAGAACAUGUGUAAGUUAGUCAAUUCUCACCACUCAUAAUUAACCACUGUUGUUACUGUGAUUUUCCUUCUCAGCAUGUGCGUGUGUGUGUGUCUGUGUGUGUAUUAGUAACUACACUUUAAAAAGCAAAUGUGGAUGCUAUAUUUCUCCGUGUAUUUUUCAUUCAACGUAUCAUAAAAUUUUUCUCAUUAACAAUUGAUUUUACUCUUUUUUCUGUAGGUUUUUUGAGCAGUGCUAAAGUGGAAUAACGUCAAAGUGUCAUUUCUUCUUUCUCUAAAAAAUCUUAAUACUUUUAAACAUGUUUAUGAAGAUAUGUUUGGUAUAAAACUACCUAAAAUAAACUAUUAGUGGUCAGUGAGCUGGGAAGUAGCAAAUGGGUUGACUGUAUUUAGAUAAAAUCAUAUUAUCUAAAGAGGGGUCCUUUACCUGAACAAAACUUGUUUCAUGUUCAUGUUCCAUGUUUCGUGUUCACUGAUGAGUCCCUAGUUGGAUUUGAAUAUUGAAAUCCCAAACUUACAAUCCCCUCACAACUGCCAAAGGGAAUUGUGUCUCAAAGUUUUUUGUUUUUCAGUCAAACACCUACAGGGAAUGCAUGUGAUAGAUUUUAGUUUGGUUUUUAAAGGCAACAAAGCCCAAAAGCCAGAAUUCUUGUAGGAUUUUCAAGGUUUCAGUCUUCGUUUGCGAAAACUUUGCAGUAGAAAUCAUACCAUACUGACAAAAAUUUAAAAAUAGAUUAUAAUCUUUUCAAGGAAACUCUUGAUUUUUUUUUAACCCAGAUUAGAAAAUAUCCAUUAUGUUAACUCUAAAUCUAAAAAGAGUUCAGUACAUGCAAUUAGACUCCCAGGAUUAUUUAAGGAAAAAGUAAAGGCUUUGAGGGUAGGAACUAUGUCUUUUUCAUCUUUAUACCUCUUAAGCUUGAGCGUAGUGUGUCUCACAUAACAGGCACGCAAUGAACGUGUUAUAAAAUCAACAUAAAAUCAUUUCAUUAAGAUCUCUACAGACGAGGAAACUGAGACCAAAUAAUGCUAAGCAGUUUGUCCAACGUCACCCAAGGAUUUAGGGGCAGCAUUUCUUCUUCUCCCUCCCUCUUGCCCUCUACCUUUCAUUAUAGGAGUAUAUUUUAUUUGUUUAACUUGCUAGAGAUAGCAAUGUAGAGUUUUAUGUUUCCCCUCGUCUUCAUUUACUUAAAGGGAAGACAUGUAUAUAGAAUGCACAUAUAUUACAUAUUACAUUAUAUGUUGUAAAUAAUUCAUCUAAGUAGAUGAAAAGUUUAUUUCUGUGGCUCUUCGUUGACCUUUCCCCCUGAUGACAAGAAACCUAUACAGGAAAAAAAUUCUCUUCACAUAUCUGGCAAAUUCCAGGUUCUUUUCUAACUUAAGACCUCAAACCUUGAAGUACUGAGUGCUAUGAGAGUGAAUGUAUUAGCAAGUAACAUUUAUAUAGUACUUUAUAGUUCACAAAAGUCUUAAACAAUGAAUGAUCUUUUUGAUGAUGCAGCAUUGACCUCAUCUCCACAGAAUAAAACUGAUCCCCACUCUUUAUGCCCGGCACAUCAGGUUAAUAAACACAUCAAGCUUCACCUACUUCAGUUCACAUUUUUCUUCUUCAGCAUCUGCCCAGGAAUAGGUGCUAAUAAAUCGAUGUAAUGAGGGACGGUGUUCACUCUGCUUUGACCCCAAAAUACGCCUAAAUAAAAAUGAUUAUAGCCACUUGUCAAAUCAAAUACUUCUGUAGCCAUUACCAACUUAUUUCCCACUACCUAAAUCAAUACAAAAAUGAUACAUUCUUAUUUUUUCCUUGGCAUAUUCAUAUAAUGCUUAUUUCAUAAGAAAUAAUUUCAUGAACAUAUGCCAGUUUUUAUAAUUAUUCUGCAUAUACUCCAUGCAAAUCAAAUGUUACUAUAUCACUUAUUUCAAACAUUUACUUUAGCCCAGUUAUAAAACAGUAAGGUUCCCAAAGAGCAACCAGAAAAUUACACUUACCAACUGCUUGACCUCCUACUGAAUCGGUCAUUAUUUUCCAUCCCAGCCACCUUUAAAGUUCAGAUGUUAAGGAAAUAAUAAAAUAUGAAUUUAGUGUAGUAAAUUUAUAUUUCUGUCAUAUGGAAAUAAAUUUGCUUUUGACUAAGAACACUUAGGGAUUUGCUUACCAUUCCUGCAUUUCCAAUAUUUCUGGGCAAAGAGGCAAUGGUCACUCUUCGAAGAGAAGAUGGCUACCCAAAGGGGGAAAAUGUACACUUAGAAAAUUCUCAAUGUUUUAUCCUUGUAUGAAACACUGAUGGGUAUUCUUGAAUGUACACAUCCAUGUACUUGAUCACUGAUGAGUUAAACAGGAGACAUAUUUUCAAGGAUUUUGUUAUGGCCAAAUUGCCUUCCAGAAAUAUUCUGCCAAUUUAUAUUCUACCUUCUCCAACAAUGGAUAAUUUUUGCCAAUCAAGUAAGGAACAUAAGGCUUUCUGUUUAGGUUUCCAGUAACACUGAACACUGUUUUCCUAUGCCAAAUAACCCUGUAUGUAUCUGCUCUGAGAACCACCUGUUUAUGAUUUUUGCCUAUAUUAAUUUUGUUAAUGAUAUUUCUUGGCAGAAUUUUUUUAUUGUUAAUGUAGCCAAACCUUUUCAUCUCUUUCUC
This is a messenger RNA of Globicephala melas (long-finned pilot whale), 4967 nucleotides long. It is a transcript of the gene DNAI7, whose product is annotated as dynein axonemal intermediate chain 7. Gene Ontology annotation, molecular function: microtubule binding; beta-tubulin binding. The record is from RefSeq and is a predicted model, not a curated record. Gene Ontology annotation, cellular component: axoneme. Lineage: Eukaryota; Metazoa; Chordata; Mammalia; Artiodactyla; Delphinidae.